This is a messenger RNA of Xyrichtys novacula (pearly razorfish), 39048 nucleotides long. Lineage: Eukaryota; Metazoa; Chordata; Actinopteri; Labriformes; Labridae. The record is from the annotation of a GenBank genome assembly.
AUGUUUGUUCCCUUGCCGGUGCCGUUCGUGUUUCAGAGAACUGCCCCUGACCUCAACGCCUGGCGUCUCAAGUCCCCUCUGGCUCUCCGCUCCAACUCCGGUAAGACAUUUUUCUCUCCUCUUCUUUCCUGCUAUACAUCCUCCAUGUCGGUCAGCCAUGCAGACCCGCCCCGCCUAGCUCGGUGCCGAUGCACUUGCAGCGGAGGAGAGCUGGUCGGCGCACACACCCACUUACACACGCAUACACACACGCACACACACACUCCUCCGGCUCGGUUGGAGAGGCUGUAGCAGAGUCCUUUACACGUGCGGGCAGGUUUUUCACAUCAAAGUCGCCUUCUUAAGCGCGCCGAAGCGUCCACACUAACAGAAAAUGAAUGCGUAAAACGUCCCUUUUUUUGGUGUCCAUUCUGUGGCACGAUGCGCCACUCUCUCCCAGCCGUGUCCUGCUUCAUUUCCAAGGCGCUUAUGCCCCUUUCUCCGAGCAUUUCUCUCUCCUCUCUCCGUCACCAUCCUUCCCCUCUCAACCACCGCCUGCGCCUGAGCCUCAGCCUCCGUCUCUCCCCAACUAGACUCUCGGCAGGCAGGGAAUAUUCAUGCCAACUUAUCGAUCCUGCGGAGAUCGAUUCCUGGGCCGGUGGAAGCAGAGAGAGGGGGAGAUAGAAGGAGAGAGAAGGUGCACGGUGGAGUAUGAACGUACGAGAGCAGUGGGAUGAAACACCGCUUUCCUGCUGUUUUAUUUUGUCUCUGGGUUUUAUUUUUGGUGUAUCAUCUCUUAAUGAGUCGGCUUUACGCCUGUCGAGAAUCUCUGACUUGCUUUGGUGGCUGCUUUUGCUCUGACUUACACGCUUGUUGGGGGGACAAGGCUCACAUCUUUGUAAACACCACUGAGGAAAAACAAGCCUUCCAGUGACUAUAUCUCUCUGUCCCAGUGCUGCUCCGCUUCUGCACGGUUGAAAGCAAGAGAAGCAAAGGGAGUGUGGAGUCAGAGAGGAGGGGGGGAGGAGGGUGCUGGCUGGGGCGCCGUCUGCGUUUCAUCUGCGCUGAAGCGGAAUAAAAGGACGCAUGGUGGGAGCAGCCAGGCUGGCUUCAGUGUGUCACUGACUGUCGUUACGCGAGAGCUCCAGUUCAGUCCAGCUUCAACUGUUUGUCAGACAUGCAACAGCUGCUCAGCCCUUUCCCCCCACUACAUCUUUGGAGAGGGAAGGAUGCGUCUGCUUUAAUGUCUUUUCUGUCCUCUGUGUGCUCACUGAAGGACUGCAAAGUAUGGGGCAACGGGAGGAAAUGCCAUAUGGGGUCAAUGGGCCUUUAUUUCUGUCAUAUUUCACUGUCAGAGUUCUUCACUAAAGCAUAUUCACACAGCAACUUGCAUCAGGGCAUAAUGAUGCAUAAAUGUGGCUGGUGUGCACAUUAGCUGUGGAUGGGCUCUUAAAGGGCCAGGUACUCUACCCCCUUCAGCGCACAGCUCUCCUCUCAUUUCCAGACCAAGUUCAAGCCCAUUUCGAUUCCUGAGAUGCCAAGCGUCAUUGUUAUACUCCACAUACUCUGUCAUUGGUGCAUGGCACAUGGCAGUGAAGGGAAAGGUGAUAGAGGAGGAAGAAGAGGGAGUAUAGAAGGAUGAGAAGAACCUGUUACCCACCAUAUCUCUGGAGAUAUGCACACAGAGGAGAGAGGGCUUGGAGCGAGGACGAAGGGGGAGGAGGAGUUUUUCGUUGAAAAAUGGCGAAUGUCAGAAUGAGAUAAAAAAAAUGUGGAAGGAGAGAGAGAGAAGUGGGUGAAAGUAAGAGUAGAUGACAGAGUGAAAAACGAGGGGGGGAAGGAAAACCCAGUUUGAGCUUGAGAGGUGAGAGUAAACUGAGGAUGAGCCAUUAUGUUGCAGCAUCCCAGACCAGGGCCAGCAUCUGAAUAAGCAGGCAAACUGAUGGGAUGUGUACACAGGCUGCUCGAGUCCUUAGAUCGGGGGGAUAACAGUGAUUCACAACGCUAUGCUGAUUUUAUUCCAUGUUGAUAACGCUGUACAAGGUGCUGUCCUUUUCAUACUCAGGGUUUGUCGCUAAAUGGAUGCAGGGUCAUCUGGAGACCUCGGCACUGAAACAGAAAGUUUUUUCCCUGAGAAACACAAAACAAGGCCGACAAACCUGCGUCUGCGCGAACUUGUUGUAUAGUUCAUGAGCUCCAAUCUGUGCUCUUCAAACCGUCACUGGUAGUUCACACACACAUACGCUCAGGUUUUGUGGGGAACUGUAGGACUCUUGACUCAAGCUCUCUGUUAACUUUCCUCUUUGACUGGCCGCAGAUCCUUGACUCCCUCGAGUUUGAGAUCCUUACAGGGUCAGAGGUCACAUCAGAAGUGUUUGACUCAGCCCCACCUGACCCCUCUCUGCCCCCUGUGUUUUCAUUCUCUUUCAUGUUACAACAGGCCUCAAGCACUCAUGCACAACCCCUGUGGGGGCUCUUUUCCCCCUCUCUCUCUCUCACACACACACACAUAUGUACACAUCAUCAUGAAACACACAGACCAUCAUAUGGCAUAAAACAAGCAUGUUAGACCGUUUUCCACCUGGGUAGAAAGCUGCUCUAACUGAUCCAGGUUUGUUCUAUUUUUAAUGGCAUUGUGUCUGUGAAGGUACAGGUCAGGGCCUCUGCUAUGUGAACUAUGUGUGUGUGUGUGUUUGUGUGUGCAGUAAAGUGGUUUGUGAAGCCAUCAGCAUUAACUGUUAUAUGAAAGUUUAAUGGGACAUAGAGGAGAAACCGCAGGUUUCCCACACAGCGCAGGGUUUGAUAUGAUAUGAUAUGAUGGGACAUCAAGGAGACUGGAGACUGCUUUUUCUUUCCUUUCUCUCUGUUACACACUCACACACAAACACACACACACACAAACACACAUUCAGUUCAUCCUAGCUAUGCACCUUCUGUCACACACCAUUAGCCACCAUCUUCUACAAUACAUGUAUGAUUCCCUCUACACACAUACUCUGAUUUUAGUCUUGCUUUGUGUCUGGCCCUGAUUCUUGGAAAGACUGUGAUUAUGAAACAGAUAUCGGCGUUUUUUUCCUCAUAACUUUUUCUGAUAAUGUCUCCAACUGUUUGUUUUGAUCAAAUGUCUUCAGUCUCAAUGGUUACAGUUACAUGUCUGUGCCUCUAAGCUACUUUCUAGACAUUUUCUUCAUGUUUGUCGGGCGCUGGCACAAGUCACAUGAGACAAGGCGUGUGUUUAACCAUUUGCAGAAAGAGAAACAGUAUAUAUAUUUUUGUGUGUGUACGUGUGCGCACAAGUAUGAGCACGUGUGCGAACUAGUGUGUGUGGGUAUAGAUCGGUUUGUGGAGGGGAGCGUGCAAGUCGCAGUGUUAACAUGAUUGCAAAUGACAAAAUGUCAACCUGGGUUUGUUAGCAACAUAAUGGGGAAUCAAUAGACACGAGAAAGAUGUCAAUACUACAUGCUUUAUUGCAUUAAGCUACCUCUCUCCUUCUCUGUAGGCCUCUCUCUUCCUCUCUCUCUCUCCUCUUCUUCUCCCUCCCUCUCCCUCCUGCUCUCUGUCACAAUACAAUUCUCUCUCCCUCCUCUCCUCUCCCAGUGGCUGUAGAAUUAGAUUGCAGUAUAUGAGGCAGCCACAGGGCUCUGAAUGCAGCAGGCCAACGGCAGAAUGCUUCAGGAGCUAAUGGGUUCAGUUAUUUGCGUAGAUUAGACAACAUAGAUGCCCCCCGACACAGAGACGUCUUAUGGUUAUGUGAAGCUUUCAUGCUAUAUAAAGCAGCAGAAGUGAAUUUCAAAACCUUCUCUAAGAGAGUUGUUGAAAAUAUUGUAGGAUUUUAUAAAGCUGGUACGGUGACAGACUCUUGUUAUUCUGUUUUUCACUGGCACAUAGAAUUAGGGAUUAAACCUGCUUAAACUGUGUGUUUAAAUUUCUUUUAAUCCUAUUAAGUCUUUGCCUUUUUUAGUGGAUUUUCACAGAUGUGUUUAUAAGCCAGUGUUUCGUAUUUAUAUAUAGUGUAAAGUGUACUUAUGAGUGUGUGUUUGUGUGCAUUAAUGUGUGUGUGUUGACUGGGACUAAUGUAGUAUUAAUGCUGAUGAGGUCCCGCAGCUCAUUAGCAACAGUGAGAGUGGUAUUGAGUUUCUCCUGGGGAACAGGACGCACUACCACGUAUACAGCACAUCAUUAUCAGCCAUUAUCGUAUUAAUAACUUCCACCACACAGCCACUAAACACACACACACACAUCCUCGCCAAACAAUGACCUUUACCCACACGCUGUAAGAUAUGCAUACUCCAACAAAGACACUUACGAGGAUACAGCAGGAAAAAUCAUGCAAAUGUGGUCAUCUUUUGUGUAUUAUUAUUUUAAAAUAUGUUUGUACACAAUUUUUCUGAUUACAUUGGCGUGCAAAAACAAGGACUCAUACACACGGAGGAAUAAUUUUGUGUGCUCGCUUGCCUGCUGUGUUGUCCAGUGAAAUACAACCCAGCAUUAGUGCUAAUCAGAGGCCGGGUGAGGAGGCCACUUAAUCAGACCUAUCACCUGGAGAACACACACAGAUGGAUAGAGUGUGUGUGUGCAUGUGUGGGUAAGUGUGCACAUGCAGUUAAUCAACACAUCAGCUAGAAUAAACACAUACAAAACACCCAACUCCAUUCUGGGUAUUGAUUUAUACCUUUGUCUGUGUUUUCCCCCCUCUCUCGCCCUCUUUUUCAGUAACAUACAAGAGACGUACAUACUGAGAACUCAAGCGCACUUGACCCCUACAUGGGGGACAUCCUGUUGUGUGAAUGUGGAGGCUCGGUCAGUGGUGGACCAGCUGUGAUCAGGGCUCGAGUGGGCUUCUCAACAUGCCGCCAAUCACCCCCAUCAGGCUAGGCAGUCAAAUCAAGCUUUUGAACCCCAGCAGAGAAUAUCCAUCACUUGAUUAGCUGAUUUUAUCGUUUUUGUUUUUUUUUUCAACAGAUUGCCAUAUUUAUUCAAUAGAUAACAACUUAAACUCCCACUUUCCCUUUAUACUAUUUUUUUCCUUGCUGUGUCUGGACAGUCUGUUUUCCACGAUGGCUGGAGCCUCAUAAACACACCAACAAUGUGUUUUCUCCAGCCGCUGUCUUUUUGUAUUGUUGAUUGCCGCAGGCUGUCACCUCUGGCACCCUACUCAUGUGCCAGUACAUUUAGAUAAUAAAAAAGACCAAUAAAAUCCAGAGGUUUGAUUGGGUGUCUCCCCUUAGCACCACAUGAGCGGAGGACUAAAUCAGGGGUCCCUCUCUCCAUUUCAUUUAGCUGAUAAGAUUUAUGGUAAUGAAGGGGUCCUAUUAACCUCUGGGGUUCCACUGCUGUCCUUCACACUGAGGCUGGAUGAGAGUGCUCGCAGAGCGGGGAGCGUGGAGGCGAAGGCAGUGAACAUGUUGGCUAUAAGCAAUGUCAUCGAAAAUGCACCCUCUGGAGCUCUAACACACACUCAAACACAUAUUGUCACAUACAUAACAGAGGCUCUCCGAAAGCAGUUCAGCCCUCUGAGAUACCUGAACACUCGUCUAAUCUCCAAUCUCCCUUCUGUAUUUUUCUUCCUUUGCAUUUUUUCCUCCAUCCUUCCUGCUCUCCAUACUUUUCCACAGCAAGAGCACUCUAUUUUAAAAUUAAGCUGUUGUACUCCAACACUUUUACUCCCUCACUUAUUCCCUUGUGCAUCCUGUCCUUUGCCUUUAUUUUGCAAAUGCAUAGUUGCUUUUUUUAUUUACUGAUUUUCAAAAGCAAAAGUUGAGAAAAUGUCACAUAUAGUUAAAAGAAUAAAUUAACAAGCAUAAUCCAACAGAUAUUUUUGAUGUCUACAUUAAAAUCCAAGUACACUUUUGUUUUUGUAUACAUGCAGCAUUAUUCACUGUUUAGAUGUCAAUAGUCGGGGUAAAAAGAGGAGUUGGGGUUGACAGAAGGAGGCGUAACCCCUCCUUUUUCUGUACAAGAGCUGCACCCCUCUGUCCCUUUGUCUGCUUGUAAAGGGGACAAGGGAGGAGGCGCAGAGCUGGGGGCGCUGAAGGAGUGACUAAGUGACCUCUCUCUCCCCUUUCUUUUGACGCUCUCAUGUUCUGUCCAUUUUGUCGUGCACGUCCCUCUCCCUCCCUCCUCUUUCAUCCUCUUUCGUUCCCCCUUUUUUCAGCCUGGUUAAGUCGCCAUGGCUGUUUGCCUCAUGUGUCUGUCCUCUCUCUCUCUCUCUCUCUCUCUCUCUUUCUCUCUCUCCCUCUCUUUCUCCCCCUGCAUCUUUGGCAGCAGCAGCCAGGUUGCCAAAGUGUCUGUAGGACACAUUAAGGCCCAUAAAAGCAUAGUCUGCGGCCGCACUCUUAACCACCAGUCAGAGGUAGUGUACAAAAGUGACUUUAAAUGAGUCUGUGAUUACCCUGGAACAUGGAGAGUCACUGAAGUGGCCAAGAGAGUGUGAGACAAGGCUGCAGCGUCGGAAAGAGGUGACGGGAGAGAGCGCCUCUUGGAUGCUUCAUGAGUCUCUUAAGGAAAAUUGAACUGAAACGAAUAUUUGUUUCUCCCUCUGCUAAAAGCUAUAAAGGCUACCUGAGUGGAACAAGCAACAAAAAGUUGUAACCCAAAUUUCCUGCCACCCACCCCCUCUUCUCCACAACCUGCACGCCCCUCCUCUCUCCCCAUCUCCCCUCUUCCUAAUUGGCCACAUGCUGCCUUGAGUGACAAGUGUAAUCAUCAGUCAAAUUAUGAUGGUGGGGAGGUAGAGGGAGGUGGAGGAGGAAGAGAGGAACAGCAGAAGGUUGGGGGGGGGGGUUAAAGGAAGUGCUUUGAUCAGAGAUAGAGAGAGGGUGAGCAGGCAAACAGCCUGAGCUACAAGGAAACCUGCUGUCCACACACCUGCUGCUGCAGAGAUGGGCGACAUGAGCCCUCAGACCUGAGUGUGCUGUGGGACGUCACCGACAGGUUUUAAGAGAAAUAUGUAACUGGGAUUUUAAUGAGGGUCUUCUCGAACUUCAGCUUAGAUCUUUGUUUUCAUUUCAACUUGAACAGCUCGACAAAAAAAACCUCCACUCAGCCUUCAUUACAACAGCAACACACAGGAGAACAAUGAAAUCAGUGGGUGUGGUACCAGCAUGCUCUUUGAUUCUCACUUGGGCACACCAGGCCAAGUCCGUGUUAUAUUUGGAUGUACUUUGUUAGCGAGAGCAGAUGUUAGCUCUCCAGCCAGCUAACGAGGUUUACAGUAAUUAGGAGUGCUGAUGAAGCGCUUUGAUUCUCCGGCUGUGGCGGCCCUCUCAUUAGCGGCUAUAGCUAGCUAGCGCUGCAGCAGGCGCUCCAGUCACAUCCUAUUAGGCGGCUCAAUGUACACUCUGAAUUAGGAGCAGGAGAUUAAGUGGAGAUGAAAACUGUCUGCGUACACACACACACACACUCACACAGAUAAAUGCACACACAUGCAUACACACACAUAAAUUCAGACUGUUUUAAAAAGCAAAGUCCACGUACACUCACUGCUAUAAUGAGGUUAGUGGAAGAAAAUUCCUCCUCUGGAUCGACCCUAACAUUUUAUAAGAUGCUAAUAGGAAGCAGUUAUGCAGUGACCACAAAUCUCCCUUGAACUUCUACAUGUGCCAAAAGCAGAGUUUGAAUAAAAUGAGUUUGUGUGAAAGUGCAUGUAAGAAAAAAAGCGGAAUAUAAAGUAAGUUUUCUCAAGUGUUUAUGCAUGAAGCUCUUAGUGUUUAACCCAAGAUAGUGAAUACGUCCUUGUGUUUCUACAAAUUAAAGCAAACAAAAAAAAAGACAGCCUUGAAAAUACUCCAGCACCUUUUCAUCCGUGAUGUUUCUUCCCUUUCGCUGUUCUCAAUACUCUCUACAUGCCUCUCUCUCCCUCCUUCUCUGUGUCUCUCUUGUCGUCUUUUGUGUGAUGGAGUGAUUAUUGAGGACGUGGCUCCUGUGUUUAACGCUGGUUGAUGAAGUCUGCCUUUGUCUGUCUGCGCUAACCUGUCGCAAACGGGACACCGCUUAUAGCAAAAUCAAUACACAGAGUGGAAGAGGAGAGGGAGAGAGAAGGAGAGAGAGAGAGGAGGGGAGAGAGGCCUGGCAAAGGGAGGAAAAGAAAAGACAAAAAAUAAAAGAAAGAGGAAGAGGGUGAAGGGCGCUAAGAGAGAGAGAGGCGCAAAGAUGGAGAAAAAAAGAAGAGGAAGAUGAAAAGAAAUUUAAAUACUUGACUCUAAUAAUGUGUUGAAAGGCUGGUGUCACUGAGUGUGUGUGUGUGUUUGUCUGUGUGUGUGUAAAUCAGGACAUUUAUAUGUAUAUGUUUGUCUUGCCUGUGCGUGGCCUUGACCGAGGGGCGGUUGUAUCGCUUGUGAUGUGUGUGCAUGUGAUUGUUUAAGUGCGUAUACACACAGCAGAAUGGGGCGGCCUCUAUCUGUGUGUGACAAUCUUUGUGUGUGUGUGUGUGUGUGUGUGUGUGUGUGUGUGUGUGUGUGUGUGUGUGUGUGUGUGUGUGAGAGCGCUUCGUUUGCCUCCCUUCCCCAGAGUCGAAGCCGGCGUGAAGAGUAGGGACAAGCGACAGAGGGACAAGGAGAAGGACAGAGGAAGAGAGGAUGGGGAGAGAGAGAGAGAGGUGUAGUAAGGGGGGUGAGGAGAAGCAGGGGGAGGAGGAGGUGGAGGUGGGGGGGCAGUUGUGUGAGAGAGGCACAGCUGGGAAAUGAGAAAUGCAACCCCCCCUACUUCCCUGUAUACCACCACCUUACACUCACACAUACGGCGCACACACACACACACACACGAUCCCCAUCUCUUUAUCCUCCCCUCAGGAAAGUAGGGGUGGAGGUGGAGGUAGAGGGGGGUGAAGGGAGAGGGAAGGGAGGGGUAAAGGGGGAUAGGAAGAGAUGGAGAAGGGGACAGAUAGGGGCAUUAAAAUUCAUGGCCUCUUUUUUUUAUUUUCCCUGCUGAAAAUCAAUAGUGUUUACUAUGAAUGAGUGGAACAGUGGACAACAGUGGUGCCGGGGGGACAGAGAGAGAGACAGAGGGGAGGAGGAGGAGGAAAAGAAGGCGGAAGAAAAGAGAGAGAGAGAGAGAAAAAAAGGGUAGGGAAGGAGAGGUAAAGAGGAGGAGGGGGGACUUUAUUGCGAUAGGCAGAAGCACCAGAGGCCAAGGUUAAAGACCAGCAGGGCAGAGAAGCAGAGAGAGAUAGAGGCACUAAGUAAAUCCAGUUGUCUUCUAAAACAGACAUACAGCCCUGUAAAUGCAUAUUUACUAUUCGCCAUCAUAAGAAAGUCAUCCAAUAUAAAUCAUAAUCCGCUCUGCUGUUGGAUCAACUGUUUGACUGUCUUUGCUUUCAAAACUUCCCAUUCCUUUUCCCUCGCUUCAGCCGACUCCACCUCUCAAAAAGUGUAUGUGUGUGUUUUUUGUGUGUUAAUUGGCAGCGGACAAACCCCACUGCCACGGUUUUUCGCAAACAACCAGCACACACACACAUAAACAAACACAAAAUCCAGACAAGUUCACAUCACACUGAGUUGUUCAGCGACCCUGACCCUGUUUCCUGCUGCCAAAAGCCUAGAAGUUCAGGAUGACUUACCAGUGCUUUGAUUAAGCACUGCCAGUGUGUCUCACACCGCUUGAUCAAAGAAGAAAAAUGUUUUUUUUUUCCAGCUUCUUUCUCCUUUUACUGGAUGCAGGCCCUACAUGUUUCAUAGCAAUCAAAGCGUUUAAAGCGGUUUUGCCAUUUUUCAACUGGCAAAAAGCGGUCAGUAACUAGAAAAUAGAACAUUUAAGGAUGCCAAACACGACUUCUAUGUCAAAGACAAUUUUUUGUUUUUCUCUCUUUUCCCCAAAAUAUACUGUUCUCUCGUCGUUGCUGUGUAUUUUCUUUCGUUUCUACAUGUAUGUUAUCAAAUUCUCACCAUGGGAUCUGCGUCUGAGGCUUUUUGAGUUCAGCUGCAGAAGUGCGUAUGUGCCAGCACGCAGCUGAGCAUGGCUAUCUCUUGCAUAUAAGCCCCCCUGUCAUUGCGCAGACGUUGGUGUGUUCCUGCAUGUCGUGCAUGUAGAUGUGUGUGUGUAUGAGUGAGCUGUGCAGGGGGUGAUAUAUAUUCAGGCAGCUCAUGCAUUAUGGAGAGUGUAGGUGAGAGUGUCUAAAUGUGAACUGCUGGUAUGUGGAGGGUUCAGGGCCAAUCUCACCAAAGCCUUUUGUAUUCGCAUAGCAUCUCCAUUUCAAAUCCGCCUGUCAAAAGCCGGCAGCAUGUUUUAUUCAGCAACAGAUAUUGAUCACAUAUUAUGCAUACAUACCAAAUCUAUAUUGCAUGCCAAAUCCAAGCCUUUGAUAUGUAGAUUUUGUUGCUUUUGGAAUAUGGUGUAUGCAGAAUUGAGGUGUUUGUUAUGUGCAUAAACUUUGCAAAAGCUUUGGUGAUGCAAAAUAUACUUUUGUUUUUCUGCAGCUGCUGGUUUUUUUGAUGUGGUGAUUGUAUGCAGUCAUGUUGAUCAGGCGUUUAAAGUUUGGAGCUAGGGAUGACUUGUUUACCAGAUCAAGGAGCGAGGACAGAGGUAGGCAGAGUGCUUCCAUUCAGCUGCCGUGUGUGGACACUGCAUUGUCUGCAGGGAUGGGGAGAGUUUGCCGAGGUCAGAAUAGCAUGGCAGUUCUUUCCUUUGGGCUCAGGCGUGUGUGUUCAUUACUCCGACGCCUCAAAAGACCAAAGUGCGAGUUGUGUGCUAACUUCAAUUUCUCAACCCACUUACAGAGCUUCUAGCUUCUUGCUCCAAAUGACCUCCAAGCAGCCAUAUACAUUAACAGCCAACAUUUCACUACAGCAGCCUCUCUUUGUCCAUCAACAUGUUUUUCCAUCAAUAGUUCUCCAUGUGUUAAAACGGGAGACCCGAGGCCAUCUCUGCCUUUCUAUCAUGUGCCCGUUUUUACCAUCACGCCGCACCGGGGCCGCACUAAAUCUCCCUUCUCUAAAUGACUGGAGUGGAUAAGAGGUCACAGUAUAUAUGGGGGAGGAGGACAAUGCAGGCUUUAGCUGUGAUGGAGCUCGCUUUUUCACCCUUUAUGAGCAGAGGUGAAUAAGUGGGACACCAGAAAUGGUAAACGCCGGUUUUGUCCGGGAAUUUUCUCCACCACAUGACUUUGUUCUCACUGCAGAUGAAUUCAGUGUCUCAUUAGAUAUCACUCUUGUACCUCUCGAAUUUUUUCAACCAUCUUGACCACCCCUCUCUCUCUCUCUCUCUCUCUCUCUCAGUACUCUGUUCCCUUAGCGACCGUUUCCAAGGUGCCCAUUCCCAAGGGCUGGAGGAGGGGUCCAGUGAUGUCAUGCAUGCAUAUCUCUACACCUGUAAUUCAUGUCCUGUUCUACCUUCCCCUCCAUCUCUGUCACAUGUAUUCUUUAUUUACCACUUCCUUCUUAUAUUUUAAUCCCUUUUUUUUUUCAUUUUCGGCCCUACGCUCAAACCCCUUUUGCCCACUUUACCAUCUCACCUUCCUCUGUGGCAUUAUUACGCCUCCAAAAACUGCUUCUCCAGCAUCUUUUCCGCCAGAGUACAAUCCACUUUUGCUUCAGAAGCACUUCGGUUUGUUCUAGAUUAUUUUGUUUAAACUUUAAGUAAUGUUAGUGUUUCAUUUUAACAGUUCAGGAACAGUGAAGCUUCUCUUUUCACCGGCUGUUAAGAGACAGACAGUUGAGCCGCCCUCUGUCCACAGUAUACAUGGCUCUCUACAUCUGCUCCAUGUUUAAAAGGUCAUUUGUCAAACCUGACAUUUUCUGCCCUUACCAAAGGUUUCCUCAAUAUCCAGCCCGGCUCUCCCAUUCAGACUUUAUGCUUUUUCAUUUAUUUAUUUGCCUGGUAUAAACCUUUUCUGACAAUACGUUCCUCUUCGGUGUCAAAAGUUAUCAAGAGUGUGGGUGGCUGAAUUCUAUCAUCAUGUAAUGUUCAAUAAACUAAAGAAAGACAGAUGUGGUCCCCUGUGCUGGUGCGCGUGUAAAUGUACAGUAUGUGUGUGUGUGCUUGUGCGCGUGCGUGUGUGUGUGUCUGUGUUGCCGGGGUAAUGAUGCCAAGAGUUCUAUGAGAUGUAAGUUGCAACAGGAAGUAGAGUGGGUGGGCACUUGCACAUACACUCAAAGGGGUCUGAUUGGGGAUUAAUGCGUGUGCAUGUGACAGUGAGCUUGUGUGUGUGUGUGUGUGUGUGUGUGUGUGUGUGUGUGUGUGUGUGUGUGUGUGUGUGUGUGUGUGUGUGUGUAGACCAGCAGGAUGUUUUUACUCAGCACAGGUUGUCACUCUGCUGUUUCCCCCCAUGCCCCUUUUGUUCCAGCUCUAUUCCACCAUUUUGGUUUUUGUCCCGGACAAAAAGAGGCCCCAGAGCAAGGCCCCCUACCUGAACACUGCCUCCCUCCUGAUAUUUUUCAAAGCGCCCCCCCUCAAACACACACUCUGCCCCUCGUUUGUCUCAGCUCCUUUUUCUUAUGGCGCUCUCUCUCAAAUUCAAAAUAGCCCGCUGUCGAAGAAUAAUAAAGUCACACCCUAAAGCAUUUUUAAAAUGCUUUACAGUUUGUGUUUUAAAUCACAAUGUAUGAAAGAAAACACAAACAGCAACAGCAAAAAAAGAUAAGAAAUAAGAGGGGAAGUAGGAAAAAAUAAACAAAACAGUGAAAUUUUGUGUAAAUUUUAUCCUUUUUAGGCUUCAUUUUUUAAUUUUUGUAGCAUUAGUUAAAAGUUUUUGAGAAAUUUCUUUUGAUCUGGUUCUUUGUUUUAAAUCAACAAAACAGUGAAAUUUUGUGUAUUUUUUUAUCCUUUUAAAGCUUCAUUUUUUAUUUUGAAUUUUUGAAGCAUUUCUUUUUUCUUUUGGUCUGAUUCUUUUUUUCUUUUCAUCAACAAAACAGUGAAAUUUUGUGUGUUUUUCAUGCUUUUUAGGCUCUAUUUUUAAUUUUUGUAGCUUUUUUUUUUCAAGUUUUUAAAAAAUUUCUUUUUUUUUUACUCUUUGAUAACAACCAAAGUUUAAUUUUGGCUCUGUCUGUAUUGUGUGAACAGCAUCUCCACGCCUUGACAUAAACUCGGCCCUGAAAGACUUUAGAUCGCCUUUUUCCACGAUCUCCCACUCAGACUCAUGAGCUCAAAUCUUAUCAUGUCUUACCGCCUUCCUCCAGAUUGUAAAUCAAAUAAACUUUGAAAAUCUGAUUGAUUAUCAUCGUUUUAUAGCUUCUGGAUUGAUUGAUAUCUGCAAAGACAAGUGAAAGCAAAACCAUUACCCCCUGUUAGAAAACAGCUAACAUUGGCAUGCAGACACUUCCGGGCAAACAUGAACAUUAGAGGACACUUGAAUAUGAAAGGAAGCGUUUGUAAGCUCCAGUCAUGAGUUUUAGGCUAAAUACAGAUGCUGCUUAUUUACCUAGAAAAGCACAUAAAGCCAAACAUAGUAGAUUGAAAGUUUCAGUAUGAUUGUCCAGACUUUGCUCGACAUCACUCAAACUUCUCAUCCUGAGAGUUUCGUGACCAGACAAAAGUACCUGUGAGAAUCGAAGUGAGUUCAACUUUUUCAGCGUGUGAGCAACUUCUGGGGAAACCAGCAGUUCUCUUGACAUCAGUGAUCUCUGUACCCUUUGCCCCAGUCUGUUUUUGUCUGGGUUGCCAGGUUUGUCUCUGUUCCUCCCAGUCCCGGCGGUCAGGAUGUGGUCACUCAGUGUGUAUUAAGUUAAUGUCUCCCUCUGCUUAGCUGUGUGCUGUGGUGAUGGGAAGGCUCUGGUGGGCUUGUUGAAUGAACUCUGUGGUCGUGCUGACAAAUCAAUGAUAAAGAGUAAUGACAUCAACGAUGUAAUGUAUCUCUCCGUGCUUUCAUUGACUCCCUGUGUCCCCCGAAACUCCCCUUUCAACAUUUAUGCCACCCCGGGUGUUUGAACUUCACUUAAAACUAUAAACUCUCUUUCUAUCUCUUUAUGUUUGUCAUUAUAUGUAUCUUUUACUCCCGUCGUUUGUUUCUCUCUAUUGGUCUGUCUAUCGUCUAACUCCCUCUCUCUCCCCCUCUCUCUCCCUCCCUCCCUCCCUCUCUCUGUAUUGAUCCAGUCAUAGUUUUCUCAGUCUUCACAGUACUGGGCCGCUCUAAUCAAUACAGAUAAUUGUCUGCUCUCUCUCGAUGCCAAACAUAGUCUCCCCUUCUCCCCUCACCCUCCCUCCCUCCCUUUUUAUCAAUGAACCCCGGUCUUCCCUCACCCCUCCUCACCCACCUCACCCCCCACCCCACCUCCAGACAGGGAUUCCCCCUCCCCUAAUGACGGGAGAUAACCUGCUUUCUUUACCGAUUUUCUCCCACCUGCCCUCCCCCACGCACAUCUCUGCCUCGCCCGCUGCCUCCCUUUCCUCCCUCGUUCAUCGAUUACCGUGAGAGUCAGGGCUCGGCCCGCCCGCCCUACAGAUGUAAACACACACAGCGCUCGUGUUGUGGUUUAGUUGUAGUUCGACCGCUGCUCAUGUGCGGGCCUUUUGGUUAAUCAGCGGGAUUUAGUGUUUUUCACCUGAUUUCAGACGCGCUCUUUAGAGACUGAGAGUCAUGAUCAUUUGUAGGAUGGCGUCGCACAUGCUCCAUCGCCAUCACUCUUGUUCCCAGGCAUUUUUGAUCAGUGCAGGAUCCCAAUCCAGAUUCUGCUUGAUCCAUUUCAAUCCUACAUCUGGAAAGUUUGUUUACUGACAAAACUUAAGAGCCUUUGACGGGAUGGUUUAUGUUCUUUAAGCUGAGUUGGGUGAAACGUGUCAAUCGUGAGUGUCAUACCCAAAGGGGGAUCCAAAGGUGGAGAACCAGUAUGGUAGCAAGGGUAUCAACUACUUUCAGAAAGUCCAACCCUAGCAGUAACAUCUGAAGUAUGUAAGUUUAUGUUUUAUUUAGGUGUUCCUCCACCUGCAGCGCACUGAUCAGCUUUUGAGGUCUGCAAGCUUCAAAAGAGAGAAAUACAACCAAACUUAAAAAAUAGAGUAAAUCUGGCAUUCGUGACUAUGACAUGCUGUUUAUCGACAUUUUACACGACAUUUUGUAUAUUUCGUCUUUUUAGAUAUUUGCCUCUGUGGGCUUAAAGAUCUGGAUGGUGUUUUAAACAUGACAUCCUUAGACUCUGGAUUCAAGCUCGACAAAAGCAAUCCUCUUACAGGAAAAGGUGAAACCCAGGAAAAGCAACAGAAGAAGGAUUUCUUCUUUCAGGAUGGACAGGGGUUUAAUAAGUGCUUUGUAUACAGAGAAAACAGAAGGAGUCAGAUUAGAAUACCAGUAAGAAGACACAGAAUACAAAUAAGGUAGCCAACAAAUCAAGUAAAUAUUAAGUGUAACAAAAGCGAGGGUAAAAUGUAAAAGAGUGAAGUCUGCAGCGGGUAAACCAAUGUCCACAGUUGGACCCAGAGCAGCAUUCAUAUUCUGUUUCUACAUAUAAAAUCCUGCGUGUUUAAUAAUGCAUCCAGCCAACAAGGCAGGUUAUAGGCCUGGAGGUUAUUGUGCCAGUGUGUGUGCAUGUGUGCAUGGUGUGUUUGUAUUCUUGUAUGAAUCGGACGUGUUUCCAGCAUCCAGCAGAAGUCUCUGAUGUAUACUCUAUCACUGAACUCAAUCUGAAGCCCUGCGUAAACCACACAGGCAAUAUCAAUGACAAUAUAUAUACAGUAUAUGUAUCCUAUGUUUACACAAAUAUCUCAUAUCCACUCACAUCUGCUGCUGCUGAUAGCCGAGGCAAUGCUGUGUUUCUGUUUGGUCUUUACCACAAGAGGAGUAAGUGAGAUGGAGUUUGAGAGGGGAAGAAGCCUUUUCGAUCACGGUGCCUGUGGAAAAAUAAAGUGAUUUCCUGCAUUAUGGGAAAAGAGAAGAUAGCAGGAGCAAAUCAUUUGUAUUUGAAUUGCAAGGGUGUAUUGGAGUUGUGCGAAUAUGUUUGUGCGUCGGUGGUUUAUCUGUAUAUGAUUGCAUGCAUGUGUGUGUGUGUGUUUGCUUUUUUGUUUUGGCGCACGGUUGCGAGUGCGUGUGCACAUCUGAGACAAAUAGAGAGAGUCUGGAGGCUAGGCUCAGGUUUACACGUGUGUGAUCAGACUAAGCAGGGCUUAAAAGGGCCAGCAGCAGGAUGGAGAGGAGAAAAGAGGGGUGGAGGUAGGUGAAGAGGAGGAAGAAAGGAGAAGGGGGGGUAUUGUCCUGGGGGGUGGGUUUUAAGUCUGACGGGAGACAGCAGGGAUCCUCCUCGCCCCAUGGGAGUUGAACCUGCAACCCCCUAGCCUUACUCUAGCCCUCUGGUCAUGGACUUGAACCCCGUAACCCCCUGAUGGACAAUCUGUUCUUCUCCCCAGCCUGGCUGCAGUGCUGUGCAUGCCAUUAACGGAUAAAUAGGCUGUCCAUGUGUUUGUGUGUGUGCGUGCGUGCGUGGACACAUAUGAGUCAAGUGUUUGGUCAGUUGGCCCUGGCUUUGACGUUGGGUCUUGCCCCCUUUUUAUUUGCGGCUUGUCAAACAGACAGGAUGAAAAAAAAGCCUGAAGCGCUUUUUGAUUUGCUAUUUUAACUCGGAGGAACUUGUCCACUUUUGAUUAGAUUUCUACAUCUGUUGGAUGAUUUUUCUUUAUAUUUAUGAUCUUCGAAACAGCGGUCAGUGCGGAUCUUUUCGGUUCUCUCUCUGUCUCUUCCAGCUCUCCUGGUGUCCCUCUAACGAGGACAGAAGCAGGGAGGUUUAUGCACGCUCGAACCCGCCUCAUUCUUCACCUGUCAACAAAGUCAUUCUCACCUCGGGAAAAAUGGAGACAAAGCAGGGGAGGAGGACAGGACAGGGGACAGUUUGUGAGAAAAGGAGGAAGAGAAGAUGGAAAGAUAAGGAGGGAGAGAAAAGGAGAAGGGCUGUUAUAAUCCUCCUGGCUAUUUUUCUUUGCUCUCUCCUUUAUUUCUCCAUUUUCCCUUGUUUGUGUUUGUGGGCUCUGCUUAUCAGAUCCCUGCUCCAUUCAGAGCCUCAGUCAGGAAGAAUCCAGGCACCUCCAUCUCUCUUUCAUUCAGUCGCUCUUCCUCUCUUGCUUUCCUCAUUCUCUCUCCUAACCUUUGAGAAUAAGAGCCUUGAAUUUGAAUUUCAGAGCAAGCUAGCGAGCAAGAGUCGGGUUUGGGAAGAGGAGGAGGAGGAAGACGAGAAGGAGGAGGAGGAGGGGGGGCGGUGUGCGCUGAGAGGUGAGGAGGGGUGGGUUGUUUGAGCCGUGGUCGUUGCAGAAGGGCCUGCUCAGCGCGUCCCCCGGCCUCCCCCCUCAGAGGGGCCCCGAUCGAUACAAACUCGGAGCAAUAAAGCUUUCCCCCUGUCAUCUCUGCAGAAUACAAAGCAGAAUAGAGAGAGGGAGAGAGAAAGAGAGGGGGAGAGAGAAAAAGAGGGAGAGAGAGAGAGAGGUGAAAAGCUGUUCCGCUAGCCAGACCAAUUUCCUAACCCCCCUCCUCCCCCCUCCUCCUCCUCCUUGCUUGCUUCACCACCACCUCCCCAACACACCAUCACCAUCACCACCACCUCUAUCACCCCCUUUCCUUACCUCCUUCAUUUUUUGUAUCUAUCCCUCUUUCACCUCUCUCCCUAAACGCACACUGUAUCCCCCCCUGACUGUAUAAGAGAACAGCUAUCUCUCCAUAAUAAAUACAGCAUGAAUAAAGUAUACAAUAGAUUCCCUGUUUCCCCAACUAUCUCAGAAAAAGCAAGAGAUGAGGGAGGAAAAGUGGCAAAAAUGGUGGAGCGAGUGCACAAGAGGUAAAACAACCAGGGAGCGAAGAAGAAGAUAGAGAAGAAGAGAGAGGAAAGAUAGUUAUAUGUGGGGAUAAAGUGUGAUUGUGUGUGGAAGUGAAGGGGGGAGACAUAAGGGAUAAGGUAAAGAAAAGGUAGGAGUCACAGGGGGGGAGAGGGAUUGCACCCAAAGAAAGAUGGAUGUAGCGAUACAGGUAGAGAGGAGGCGGAGGAAUAUUGAUGAGGAGGAGGAGGAGGAGGUAGAGGAAGAGGCAAAAUGUGAAGGGAUGAGAGAGAGAGAAAAGGAACAGAGAGAGAGAGAGAGGUGAGGGGGUCAAACAGCAAUCCCUUGAAUUGAGAGCCAAUUACUGUAAUUGUAAUCUGGAUUCAAAGCAUUGAGACACCGCAGUGACAGGACACACACACACAGACACACACACACACACAGACACUAAACAGACAAAGGCGAUGUGUUUGUGUGUGUGUUGGGUACAUUUCUACAUGCUGUGCGAUUACAGAUGUGUAUGCAUUUUGUGUGUGUGUGUGUGUGUGACUGUGAAUGUGUGUGAGUCCUUCUCUCCAUUCUUCUCCACUGAAUGGCGGCACAGGAGUCAGCCUGCCAAUCAACUAUUGUACUCUUGUCAAUUUAAUAAUAUUUCUGAGCGCUGACCUCCACACUCACUGCCAUCGCUCUGUAUAUCUGUGUGUGUGUAUUUGUGUGUGUGUGUGUGUUCCUAUAUAUUUCUCUGUCUCUCUUUCACCUCAGUCUAACCCCCACCCCUCCCUCCCCCCUCCAUCUCCCUCCCCCGGUCCCUGUCUCUCAUUCUCUCCUUUAUUAGAAGAAGAUAGUGCGAAUCCUUCAUCUCUCCUCCACUAAUUCUCUCCGUUAUUGUCCCUCCGUUCGGCCCUCCGUCUCCUCACACUUCUUCACUUGUGUUCUCCUUUCCGCUCUCGCCGUCAUCUGUAUUACUCGCUGUAUUUUCUCUUCCUUCCUGCCCUCUCUUGUCAAGCUUUCCCUCAUUCUUUCUCUCACUUUUCGGACCCUUAUCCCUAUCUUUCUUGCUCUGUCUCUCCUCUCUUCCCUCCAUCACUGCAUCCUAACUUUCUCCCUCUCGUCUUCUUUUUUCUGACUCCGAGCCAAGUCUCCCUGCCUCAUAUUCAACACUGUUCCUUUUUGCUUUUUCAUCAUCAUAGGCUCAUUUUGUCAACCCCAUGUCCCCCUCUCAUUCCUCACCCUCCCUGCAUCCUUCCUUCUUUCCUUCCUUAUCCCUCUCUCCCUCCCUCCACUCCGUUCAUUCCCUGGGGAGGUCAGUAAUAAUGGUAGUGAUGGAGUGAGAGAGGGAGGUGCGAUUAUUGUCUUGUCGGGAGUCAGAGGAAUCGAUCGGCCCAGAAAUAUGAGGCGCGAGAAAGAGCCGCUGUGUCAGAUACAAUAACCACCCGCUCCCGGGGGCUUACACACACACAUUUAGACACACACACACACGCAACAUACAGACAGAUACCCAUUUUCGACACCAACAUACACAUUUAUUUGGUUCGACGCAAGUGCAGACACUGACACACGCUCACAUUUGUAGCAUCUUUCUUUUUCAUUAAGGCAAUCCACACACAUCCCUCUUCUUCUUCUUCUUCUUUUCUUCUUCUUCUUCUUCUUCUUCUUCUUCUUCUUCUAUGGUGGAGGACUGUGGGGAGGCAGCCCAAUCAUCUAUAUGCUUUGAUCUGAGACGGAGCAAAGAAGUAGAUCUGUUCUGAUCAUUCUUCAUGCACAGAUAAAGGGCAAGGCGAAGAAAAUCGCUCACACACCUUUCACUCACGUAGCUAUAAACAGACAUAAACACACACAUACACGCGCAUGCUGCACACACACGCUCACACCGAGACCUUUCACUGCUGUUGCCUGGCAACGUGGCCGAGUGUCCAAUCCGAGCGGAGAACAGUGGCCGGUGAUGUCACAGCUGCUGCUGACCAGCAGGUCUGUGAAAGAAAGAGAGGCAGAGGAAGAGGGGAAGAGAAAGUUUAAAUUGGAGGAAGAAAUGGAGGAGGAGGAGGGUUGUAAAAUAAAUAAAAAAAUAAAUAAGGGGAUGAUCAUGAGGAGGAGGAAAAGGUAGAUCAGGUGAGGAGGUGAAAAAGUGGGAAAAAUGAGGGUUUUCCCAUGGUUGAAGUGUUUUGCUUUUGUAUUUUAAUUCGAGUAUGAAACCCGGCACUACACAACAGUUAGUGUAAGUGGACAUCUCAUUCUUAAGUGGCCUUGACACUCCUUGAGCGAUGAAGGCCACCAGUUCCUCCCAGUAGACCCUCCGCUCUUGUGUCAGGUGAAGAGGAAGAAACGGAAGAAGAGGAGGGAGCGAUAGGAGCGAAAAAGAAAAAGAUUUGAGCUUCAACCUUGGUUGCGCCGUGGGAGAGAGCCGUGUCUGUCUAGACAAGCCCGGCUCCCUAUGGGCUGAGAGAUGAUAUAGAGAGAAGGGGAACGGUGUAAGAGAGAGAGAGAGAGAGAGAGAGAGAGGGACGAAGGGGUGGAGGGGCUGGAGGAAAAGGAGCGAUUGAGAGGUAUUAGGACGGGAGAGGAAUAGGUGUUGUAAAGGUGUGGGCGGUUUUGUGUGCGUGUGAGUGAGAUGGUGCGGGUCCCAUGGCAGCCAACAGUGUGAGUGUGUUUUAGCCCCCGCUGCUUCUCAUACAAAACCUCAACCUCUGUAGUCUGCACACUGCUAGACCUACUGUUUAUAAUCCUGCAACUCCUCAUGGGGCUACACUUACACACGCACACACACCCUCACCUAUACAUCAGACUGGAUUUUAAAUCUCACCUUGCAGAAUAGAGUCUUGCAGUCGGACUGGGUGCAGGACUUUGGUGGGUCCAUCACUGAGCCGCUCUCUGUCCCUUCUAUAAGCAGAGGAAUAUGAUGGAUUAUAUGAAUUAGAGCCAGUGUGUGCUCCAGGCCCGAGGCUGCGCUAGAUAUAGGAGGACCCGAGCCGUAGAGGGGAGCUGUACUGGUUUGGAGACCCUUUCAAUUGUCCCUGCAACGACUCAUUGUAUAUACACUCCCCUCCCAGCGUUCUUCACCUAACAACCUUCCUCCUCACCUUUUUAUUCCCGUUUUCCACCUUUAUUCCAAACACUCCUUGCCUUCUUUUUUUGUCUUUACUAUACCCCCCUUUAGCACCCCCUCUAUCCUCUCUUCCUGCCUUUCCUUCUCCCUCCCUGACAGUGGAGUGAUUGAUGGCGCUCUAGAGGCCCCAGCCUCCCCCCAUCCUCCUCCCUGGGGUCCCACUAUCAGAUUCUGUGUGUGUGUAUACGUGUGUGUGUGUGCGUGAGUUGAUGUGUUUCUUUAUUACCCACAAAUAUAACUUCUAGGGGUGACCAAAACCCACUCAUAAACAUAUCUAGUAUUUCCCCCCACAGACUCUGUAAGUUACACAUCCACUCUUUUAUAUAACUUUAAGCAUCCUCGUCCAAAUCGAGAAUUAAUGUUUUUAUGUGAUCUCAGUUUUUAUUUCCACCAUAAUUGAGACAAUUUCAGAGGCUCAAUGUCAUAUAGGCGGUAAGCAGGAGUGUGGUUUGGUCCGGUCACCAAGGUAACCAAGGCUCAGACCUUCUUUGGGCAGGAAGGCCCCCCAUGGCCAUGAACCAUACAACGCACAAUGACAUAUACACACACACAAUCACACACAAUCGCACACUCAAGCACACUCAAGCACCCGCCAUCAGUUGGAGCUGCCCAAACAAAUACGCACUCACUCACACACGCGCGUUGGUAGUUACAUGGGUAGAUUGGAGUUUGAAUAAAGGUCAUGGCCAAAGCCAGGCUGCCCAGACGACCUCUGACCCUGGAGAAACGCCUCCUCUCCAAAACGCAGUCUGUCACUGUCCUCGGUCCGGCCUCAAACACACAUAUGCAGAAACACUUUCAGGGAUGCAGGGACUCUGGAGCGUUGAUGGCCUAAUGAUCAUGUUUUUAGGUUAUAGUCCUCACCGCAGUGAUCAUUGGUUCAAUUCCUGUCUGCAACUUUUUGUUGAACGUCUCCCUUUAUAGUCUCCUCUCCCUGAAUCUUCUAUCCCAUCUAAUCAAUAAUAUACAGUACUCAGCAUAAAUGAGUACACCCCUUUAGAGUCGUCAGAAAACCUUUAGUUUUCUUCAAAAUCAACAUUUUCUAUGUCAGACUACAAAACAAAAUACUCCCCCAAAUGGAGGCCAUUGAUUACAAACAAGAUUUUUUUUAAGUUGCAUACAAAAUUAUAUUUUUUUAAUUUAAAAUUAAGAUGCAAAAAUGAGUACACCGCAAUCAAAGCUUUAGGAGCAAAGCUAAAUUUUAGUGACCAUAUCAGCCUUAUUUUCAUCUAAUGGUUUAAUAAAUGUUAUGUUAAAAUCAGCUUUGUCAAAACUGUGGAAAUUGUACUUUUGCUCAUUUAGAUAUUGAGUAAUACUUUUUAGAGGGGGUGUACUGACUUAUGCUGGGCACUGAACAUGAAAUGUAACUUAAACAAUAGCAGUUGAUAUACAGAUACAGGUAAAUUGGUAUAUCGGUUAAUAAGCAUGACAAAGAGAGGAGGGCAGUGGGUGAAACCAGUUCUGUAACAAAUGGCCAUUCGAGUACUCAGUCGUGCUGUGGUAUUUUUUACAGUAAUUGAUGCACUUUUUAUCUAUGAAAUAGUCUAAAACAUAAAAGAAAUAAAUCAGAUUAUCACAGUGUCCAUGUAUAUAAUAAAAGCAUUUUCUUUUUUCCAUUUUAACACAAACAGGAACCUCCAUGUGCAGUAAACCCUCUUAUUAUUUAAGUUCUGUACAGAUGUAAAUACGACGCAUGCACAGAUCUUGUUUUACACUAAAAGUUUCUUUAUUUUUUAAUUUUUCUCUUUUUGUAUCUACACUAUGCUACUGUAAUUUUGGAAUUUCCCCCUGUGGGACAAAUAAAGGAACAUCUUAUUUUAAACACCAGAAACUAAUUCCUUAUCAUUAAUAAUAAAACAGAAUAUUGUUUUUAAAAAGAACUUCCACAAAAUGAGCCCAUUUAUGAUUAAUAUUUUUUUUUUCCUGCUGGUCCUCUGAAUCAUUAUCUAAACUCUAAGCUCGGCCAUGUAAUCACAAAUAUCCUGCAUAUUGAGCUCAGGAAAGUUACUCUCUCCAUAUUUUCCUUCUUUUUGAGUUCAUUUUAAUGCGUAACCACAGCAGCUUUUUCUACGUGUAAAAGAACAGAUAUAUAAAAAAAAGGCAUGUCUAUAAGUUGAAGCCCUCUCAGCACAGUACUGUAUGCACUUCUCAGCGAGCGCCUCUGCAGCAGUACAUUGGCCUGUUGUAAAUCACCACAUAAAGUAUUUAUAAGGUUAAACUUGGGAACUCUGCUGCCGUUAGCUUUUGAAUUAGUGAACUCGGACCAAGGGAGAAAGACUGUAAAGGAGGGAAGGAGUGAUCAGUGGUCCACCUUGUCUUCUCCCUCCGCAGAUGGAGCUCCUGUGUUCAUCAGGAUCAGAGAAUCAAGAGUGCCACCUUGUGGUUGACUUUGCACACUGUGAGAAUGGCACAUAGGUAUAGGCAGCCUUACAUUUGAAAAAGGAGGCAGUAUUUCUGCUUGGAUGUGCUAUUCUGGGUUUUAUUUUUAGUCUUGAAAUCUUUAACUUUUUUAGCAUUUUCUUUGUCAAUUCCAGUGGGCGACUCUGACAUCAGGUCGCAUGUAUUUGAUCUGCAAUGUUCCACUUUGAUGCCACAUCUUCGCCCCACAUACAGACCUUCUGUGGAGUGUAAGUGUGUGCAGCCCACACUGUAGGUUGGUCAGUGGUGAGUGAGGGUUGUGACUGCGUUUUUCUUUCCUCUCGGUGUCAGAGAGGAGCCGUGACUGGUACAGUAGAUGAUGUCUCACUUAUUCUCUUAUAGGUGCCGACCUCCCUCACAGACCACCUUACACCCACUGAUGUCUCUCUGACAACCCCACAGCCCGGAGUCGACACAGAUAUCACUCAUGACUCAUGGUAGAUAAAAACAGGAAAAGAGAGGUUGUCGAAAUAGCUGAAAGUUGAGGAAAAACUCUGAGAGUCGAGCUUGGAAAGGUUUUAAAGCUACACCAGGUCAUCCGCGGUGCAAAUGUAGCUCACACAGCCAGAAUGUCAAGCGCGCUGUUUUUCUCACAUGUGUGUGAGCGUGUGUGAGUGUCUGUUUCCAGCCACGCCAUCACUUUCCAUCGUCACCCAUCAUCCCCCUCUUUUCUCCUCGUCUAUCUCUGUAAUCUCCUCCCUCACUCACUCCUCCACUCUCUAACCUCUUUCGUGUCCCCCUUUUUUCUUUCUCUCUUUUCUUUCUCUCCUUCUGUUGCUGUUUUAUUUCUCUCUCUCCUCUGAGUUCCUACUCUUUUGAGGCUUACUUCCUGUGUUUCAGGAUGUGGGGUAGGAGGCGGGGCUUAGGGGGUGUGGGCUGUCAUGCAAUUGUAGGAGAGAGCAAGGGAGAGAGAGAUUCUCUCAUAUGAUUUGAAACACUCCUCCUUUUGGUUACAGAGAUAGAGAGAGAGGGACAGUGAGAGUUUUUCCUUUAGGUAGUGUGCUCACACACACACACACAUACACACAGCCACACACACAAACUCUCAAACACAGAUAUGACCAAGACAGCAGCGAUAGCAGCAAAGGACUUCUCCAGUAUGUGGUUGCCAGGUGAGUGACUGUCUGUGCAGCCCUCUCUGUACCGGCCUUCAUUUACUGAGACCAAUUAAGCUGGGCGUGUGUGUGUGUGUGUGUGUGUGUGUGUGUGUGUGUGUUAGAAGAAGAACUGUGUAUACACUGUUGAUUAAUGCCACCGGGUCUAAGAAGCUCUGCUAAUUAGAGAACAUCAAAGAGCGAGAGAUGGGAGGGAGAGAAAGAUGUGGAGGGAUGGAUGGACGCCUGUCACUGACAGAGGGAAAGGUCAGACACCUCGCCAGCCGGGAGUGUAUUUGACUCUAUAUGUGUAUAUAUAUAUAUAUAUGUGAGUGUGUGUGUGUGUGUGCAUCUGUGUUUGGGGGCAAUGAUAAAUGCUAAAAACAUGUGAAGAAAUUACCUAAAAUGUCUUGAAUUGAACAAAUAUUGUUGCAGCUCGUGUGUUUCAUCAGAAUUUCUCAUUAUUUCUGAAGUUGUCUUAGAAAAAAAAAAAAAAACACUUUUUCUUUUAUUGUCCGUCACUGCAGCAGGUUGAUUUUGAGUUCACUUUGUUCAUUUGUAACUGGUUUGGUUUUCUUCACCUCGCCACUUUCAGUCUUAUGUAAACUUUCUGCGUGUGUGCGUGUUUUUGGUGUGUGUCUGCCAGUGUGAAAGUGUUUGUGUACGUGUGUGUGUGCAUGUGUGUGUGUGUGGGCUGCACUGAUUAAUGCUUUUUUGAAACUUUUUUAAAUCACUCCAAAAUUGUGUCUGAAGCUGGACUUUGGAAUUUUCUCGGUUGUAAAAAGUCCAGAUAUUCAAAAGAGGAAAUGGACUAAAAUAAUUUCAAUUCUCAGUAUUUGACGCAAAUAUUCACACAAAGCAGAACAAAAAUACAGCUCCUCUAACCCUGCGGCCUUUUUCUCAGCGCUGAGAGCAGCAUCAGAUUAAGUCUUAAUUAAGCGACAAAGAGUUAUGGUGAAAGCUCAGCAGGAUCAUCACUGACUCAUCAAUUACCAGAACUUAUGUCUGAAAUGUCAAUCAGCUCAGAUUCUUAUCAUUCGAUGUCCUGAUAUGAAGUAUAAAAGUUGUCACUGAUCGACAAUCUUUGAUUGUUUAUCAAGAAGAUGAUUCAGUCGUUACAAAUCAGUGAGUCAAAUCUGAACCUGAUGCGGUCAAUGCCGUGACCUCCAGUAAUUUACUCAGACCAGACUGACACAUCCUGAGCGCAAAACUGCAUCUGACAUAUAUUUGACUUAUUGGGUCACGAUGCAAAAACAAACAAAGGUCUUCUGUGGAUGAAAUGAGUAAAGAAGAGUCGUGGGAAACAAAAACAAAAUGAGUAUAAAUUUGAUAUUAAUAGAUUUGUGUAAGUGAAGCAGAUUUACAACAAUCAAUCUGAAAUACUCUUGUAUAGAAAGGGUGGAUUUAACAGUUCGUCUUUGUGACAAAAUAAACAAGAAAUACAGAUAAAAUCAAGAGUCUUGCCUAAACUGAAAAGCAGCAUUUUUCUCAUUUUUGUUAAUGACUCUAUGGUUUAUAUAGUCGGCUUGCCCUCUGCAUGUGAGAUUUAAAAUAUAUAAAUAUGCUUAGAGUGCAUCAGUGCAGAGUGAAAUUAAAUUUCUUUCUUCACACUUACAAACAAGAUUCUGCACAUGAUUUCUGAGAGUUUCUGCCACAUUUCUGGCAUUUGUCUGUUUUCUUGCAGGCGUUUGAUUGAUUCCAAAGACGUUUAGAGAAGAGGAAUUAAUUUGAAGCAGCAUCAAGUCUCGGGUCUUUUUAUUAAUGUGGAAGAAAGUACAAGCAUAAAGUGAUUUUACUGUAAUGGAACAAUCAAGAGUAUCACAAAUCCAAACUGUCAUGAAAUGUUACACUCUUGAUUAUCAACCUGCGCCUUAACUUCUUUCUGCUUUCUGUCUCUUUUUGUUGGAUUUAACUUGUUAACUCCUUUUCUUGUCAUUUAUUCCUUGAAUGGAUUCAUUCCGUCACCCUCAUGCAGAUGUUUGAAACUACGUAUCCAGAUGUCUCUAUUCUCUCUCUCUUUGAGGUUUACGUUUCACACAGAUAAAAUGUCUUUUACAAUGCUUUUUAUUGUCAUUAUUAUUUUUAGUUUACUCUUAUCAUGACUCUAUAGUUCCCAGACACCCUUUUAAGCGCUGAGGUUGUGUCCUGCUGUCCUUUGUGGGGGGUUGGCAGGGGUGUUAGUUGCAGGGGAGUUUCAUCUCUGCCAAAAUACCCAGAGGAGAAUAACAGAAAGAGCCCAGACUGAGCUUACACUCUGUUGUUCCUUGUUCCUUUCUGUUGCAUCAUUUAUUCAUGACACAGGAUUAUACAGCAUUAAAUUUGCUCUGUUUAAGACACAGUGAGAGUUGUGUGUCUCUACAGCCCCACCGGGUCAUAGAUAAACCCAGAGCUUUGCUUCAAGAUUAGCAUUUGGUGUAACAGAUUAACAAGGGACGAAACACUCAUAGUAAUUCAACCUUCCUCUGUAAAUGGAGUUUUUUUAUUUAACAGUAUCAAAGAAAACAGAGGAGAUCUUCCUCCUUUAUUUGAUUUUUAAUUAUUGACAAAAAUAUGAAAAUGUUGAAAUCAUACGUCUGCGCUUUCUCAAGCAGAAAUAGUUGUGUGUUUGUGCGUGCAGCAGUGUGUCUAAAAGAGAGUGAGGUUUCUAUAAGACAGAGUGAAAGAGAGGGAGAGAGCAGGCUAAUAUUAAUAGCCACGCUGACAGUAAGUGUUGGGUUUAGCACUCUGCGUUCAACCCGGUACAAGGGGAAGUCGGGAGGGGAAGUGAGAAAAAGACACAGCAUCUUGAUAUACUGUCCCACUACUGUAUCACUGACCACAUUAUCCACCAUGCUACUGUCUGUAGGCCAUUUUGAGCCAUGAAUCAAUACACACCUUCUCCUGUGAGCAGGCACUAUACUGUACAAGAGGCAGCGCUCUGGGAACUUCACCUUGCAGCUGUUUUAUGAGAUGGACAAUCAUUUUAUAUGGUGGAUUUGGCUUUGCUCCCCUUAACACUGCACAUAUAACAAAAGAGAAGAGGCCAGUUUAAUUCAAGAUAAUUCAAGACAUGACAUCAUUCAAGUGCAGAUUUAGUGCCUUUCACUGAAAAUUAUGCAAUAAUGGUGAGACCAGUGACACACAGCAGAUGCUGUUUAUACCUUUGGAAAAACCACAAAUCAACCCUAAUAAUACAUUAACCAGACGUUUUGCAUGCACAUGGUCAGCGGCCAAUAUAACUUUUGCAGAAGUCCGUUUAUUUGAAGGAAAUCCUGCGGUUAUUUUGUCAGUGUGUGUGUUUCUGUGCGUGUGAGUGUGUGUGUUUUCCCUGACCCCGGGUUAUAACCACUGCAGCAGUCGAGUUUAGCUUUUCCAGCUCACGCCACUUCCCCCUUUCCGGAAAGAUGCUCUACGCACCCAAGUCCACCCUGUUCACAUGUGUCUUAAAGGGGAGGGGAGAUUUAUAUUUGACUGAAAGAUAUCUGUGAGUGUUUCCUGUCCUCCAGGUCAUAAUAAUUCAAAGUUUAACAGGCUUGAAUUGUAGAUUUUGAAGGUUUUUUUCAUUUCUGGACUAAACCAGACUUAACGCCCUUGUGAUCUUCAUCUCAAGUCUCAUUGCCUUUUUGAUUAAACCCUGAAAUUUUCCUCUAUAAAUGUUCUUCUGGACUGACAGGUUGGUGUUUAAAAACAGGCAUCAGGUCAGCGGUGGUCAGUGGUUCAUGUUUGUCUUCUUCUUUGUGUGUCGCUGCUGCCCCCCAAUGGUGGAACCAAUGCUUGACCACUCGCUUGUUUGUGUUGCAGAGCCAAAAAUGAGAUCUUUAGUUGCCUUUAUUUUCACUGUUUCAUUUCUCAUAUUUAUAUUGAUAAAGAAAAGCAAAAAGGCGAACGUGAUCAUAGCAGUGGGCAGUGGUUGUUUUCUUGUCUACAAAGAGAGAAAACAGGAUGAAGAGGAGGAAGGAGAGGGUGAAAGAAGAGAGAAAAAAGAGGAGGAGGAGGGAGACUGAGAGUUUAUUAUGCAGGUGGCAGAUAUAAUUAGUUGGUCGUUGGGCAGAUUUGCAUGUUUUCACAAAAGGGAAGUAGCUGUGUGUGUGUGUGUGUGUGUGUGUGUGUGUGUGUGUGUGUGUGUGUGUGUGUGUGUGUGUGUGUGUGUGUGUGUGUGUGUCAGUGAGAGAGAGAAAAGGUUUCAACUGGAUAAUAAGCAGUGUUCUUACAGUUUCAGGUUUCAGACAAAUAAGAAAAAGCACUUUUGGUGAGAUGAUGCCAUUUGAGUGAUAAAAAAAUAACUUUGGCAAACACACACACACAACUAAACAAACACAGCUACACACUUUAACAUAAUUCCUCCUCUGAUAAUUGUUCCUUCUUUUCCACACUCCCUGCUGCAGAGUCUUCUCUUCUUUUUGUGAUGAUUAAGUUUUAAAUUUACUGCCUCUUAUCAGCGCCGUAGCCCUAGGUGCCGUCCCAGUUCGGUAUCAACCAGGAAGUGAUGUGGUCGUAAAAAUGGAUUACACACAACUUGUGACAUUUUUAGCGCUAUAUGUCUCCCACGUAAAAAUCUUGAGUUAAAUUUAGAAGCAGCACCUUUCUUCGACCUACUCUUAUGUUAAACCGCUGACUUGGAAAGUAUGAAUGAAUGUGGGCUGCGAGUCGACAUGUGAAUGAUUCAGCCGCACUGUUUUCUGAUACAGUGUGUGUAGGCUCGUGCCAUGACCUGAAAACACUCAGCUCAAAUCUUCACAAACCUGACCAUCCUUUUUCCCCCUUUGUCAUCGAGAUUCUGAUCAGCUGCCGAGUAAACAUUUAUCUUUCUGCUUGGACUGCACUUUCCUUUUCAUCUGACACAGAUUUAAGAAUGAAACUCCACUGACUUAUUUGUCUGUGUGUGUGUGUGUGUUACAGAAAUCAGGAUGUCAAAGCCAGGAGAGGUGGAGAAAGUAGGGGCUGACUCGCCGUUGGAGGGCACAGGUGAGAUACACUGCGAUAUAAAACACUGAAAUAUUAUAAACCACUAUUUGGACGAAUUAAAAGAGUAUAUAAAAGUAAGUUUUAUUAUGAAAGUGUAAUGGCCAGGAUCAAAGUGUCAUUGUUAAUCACAGAGAACAUAUCAAACUUUGACUUGUACAGUAGAGCAGGUGUUUCUCUUGCUUAGAUGGUUUUUGAGGUUUUCACGAGUUGUUGGUAUUGUAUGUUAAAAGUCCUUCAUCGUAUUAUUUUUGCUCUGACACUCGAUCAGUUUCUCACUUUUUCCUUUUCCUCCUACGCAGAUUCAGAGCGGAAUGGACCUGAAUCAAAUCACCAGGUACGUCUGACUCUCAUGUUCAUUACAAAUGUCUUCCAACCACUUUCACCAAUGACUGAUCUGACGAAAACAAGCCGCAGACCGUUUUAGGGUUGAUUACAUCUGCGAUUGUAACGCUUUUUCUUUCAAUUAAACCUUCGGGAAAAUUGUGAAAAAUCUACUUAACAUAAUAUCUGAAGUGGCAGAAGUAAAAAUUCAUGUUGAAUUUUAAAUAUAUUCAAUCGACAAAAAGAAAACAAAGAGCAGCAACAAUAUUCUCAAGUUUGAAGCUGUGAAUUAUUUUAAUUUUUUAGUUUUUACUUAAAACUUGUUGAAAAAAUUUAAAGAUUUCUCUUUAGAAUAAAUCUUCCACUCCCAAAAAAUUGUCCAAUCUUCUCAUACUCAUAUCACAUUUAAAAUGAAAAAUAAAUAGAAAAAAAAAACUAAAUUGAAUUCAGUGAGGAUCAUUUUUGGUUUCGAUUGCUGACUUGAAAUUUCCUCUGUUGUUCCUCUCGCAGGCUCAGUCAAUGAAAGUCAAUCCCUUUCCUCUCUCACCAAACCUGGGCAGCAGCAAGGUGAGUGUGUGUGUGAAUGUGUGUGUGUGUUACUUAACUGCCUGUGCGUGUCUGUGCGUAUGCCUGGGCCUCUGUUUGUGCGUCUUUUGUGUUUUCACAUCACACAAUAGGUUUAUUGACAUGAUAGCUGCCUCAGCUUUAUAUUCAUUGCCUCGCGUUCGAAGUGCUCUUUUGUCACGUUGGACGUUGAGGUUCAUAACGUGUCGACACCCCACCCAGUGCAUCCAGUGUAAACAUAUUUACUGAGGGGAGCUGGGAUACGAUGGCACUCUGCAAACCCACAGAUCUUUCAAAAUCAGGAGAAGAAAAAAAAAAAGCACUAAUAUUACGACUCACCGAAGAAAAAUCGUAUGCAAAUCUUAUGCAAAUCAGUUAGCUGGAAGAGUCCCCCCCAUCACUAGUUCAAACAUGCCCUAUCCAGGGAGAAACGAUCACCCCUUUGUGUAAGAAACAGAAACACUAGUGGGCUUUUCAUUCCCUGAGGCAAACUUGAGACAUUUCUGCUCAGCUUACAUGUGAGUUUUUGUAAGCUGACUUUGACGUUACGCACCAACUUUUGAAAAUCAGGUGAGACUUUGAGGGGAUUUAGUUUCUAUCUGUUUUUAAAAGUAAGUUACUUUGUCAGUAUUUCACUGUCUCUUCAGGGCAGGAAAGCUUUAAUAACCUGUUGCUGCCAGUUUUUUUCUGUAAGGAUUCGGCUCAUUUCUCUUUUCAGUGUUGGCAUGAUGGGAACGCACCAGAAUUUGAUGUGUAUUAAUGUUUCAUGCUUUAUUUUGUUCUUUUUAAAAAUACUAAUCGUCUCUAUCUAUUUUCUGUUUCCCCCACAGAACAAGAUGGAGGAAUGUGGUGAGAUGUCCCCGGCCCUUCCUCUCUCUCACGGCCCGACCCCCUCACAGACGGCUCUGCAACACACACAGCUCAUGCUGACCGGCUCCCAACUUGCAGGGGUGAGAUAAAUUUACGGCAAAUGCACACACACACACACACACACACUCUCUCUCUCACACACACACACUUGCUUUGCUUUUACUCUGCUUGCUUCUCUUGUGCUGCUUUUUGAACACUUUAUACCCUGCUUUAUCUCCCUCUGUUCAUUUCCUUCUUCUCUACUUUAUCUCAAUUUUCUCCUCUUUGCUCCUCUUCUCUUCUUUCUCCUCGCCAGUUGACAGCUCUAUUGCCGGCACAGCAGCAGUUGUUGCUGCAGCAGGCUCAAGCGCAGCUCCUGGCUGCAGCUGUGCAGCAGUCCAGUGCAGCCCACGCCGCUCACGCUGCCCACGCAGCCGCCCAAGCCAAUCAGCAAGCUCAGGCAGCCGCAGCCGCAAAUCAGCAAGCCCAGCAGCAGCAGCAGCAGCAGCAGCAGGUGGGACAGACAGGGCAGCAGGCCCAGCAGCAGUCCCAGGGACAGGGACAGAGCACACAGGACCAGACAGGCCAGAGUGUCCCUGUCCCUCAGCCUCCUCCUCCUCCACCCCAGCUUGCCCUCUCCCAGCCUAUCCAGCUCACAGCCCAGGUACUGCCUGCCAAUCACAGCCACUUCCUGAUGCGCGGCUUGAUUGAGGAACCAGUAUCGAACCAUGGAACAAGUCCUCUUGUGUGUCUAUUGUGUUUUUAAUGAUUCACAGUUUCCACGCUGCAUGAAUGCGCACAUUUUUCCUUUUGUCUUGUCAAAAUUCAUACAAUAACAUGUGGUUCCACCUACGUCCGUCCUGUUCCAACAUCUUUCUCUUAGCUGAGGAAAGUUCACACGUGAAUGCAAGUUUGUGUCGGUGAUCCGCUCGUCUUUUGUCAUGAAGUUUUUAUCCUCUCCCUUUCUAAACUCUGCAUCCUCCCUUGUUAAUCAGGACAUCCAGCAGCUGUUGCAGCUUCAGCAGUUGGUGCUGGUGCCCGGUCACCCGCUCCCAUCUCCCGCCCAGUUCCUCCUCCCACAGGCACAGCAGGGCCAGCAAGGUGGGCUGACCUCUCACUGAAAUAUCUGUUAUAGCUUUGACUGAGAUAAGUUUGUGGAUUUUAAGUUUAAAUCCAUCCUUUUUUACAGCAAGUGUAACUGUAAUGUUUUUUCUUCUUUGAAGGACUCCUAUCGACACCAAAUCUUAUUUCGCUACCUCAGCAAAACCAAGGGAGCCUGCUGUCUGCUCAGUCCAGAAUGGGGCUCCAAGCACAGGUAGGAGGAAACUUUCUCGCUUUAGUCAGUGGAAAAAGAAAACCCUGUCUCCGUCUGUCGUUCUCACUUUCAAUCCUCUGACGUCGUCUCUGCUACAGCGAGAUAAAAGCGUGGAUGUGAGCGGCAGCGGAGGUAUGACCACAGUGCCCUCAGUGACCUCCCACCCUGAGGAGCCCAGUGACCUGGAGGAGCUGGAACAGUUCGCUCGCACUUUCAAACAGAGACGCAUCAAACUGGGCUUCACUCAGGUAGGGCUGGUUGAUUGUUUGGUUUGUGUGUGUGUGUGACGACUAAAUUAGCACUGUGUGUGUUUUGUGUUUGGACUUAUGUGGAAACUGAACUUCCUCCUCUUUUUCUCUGGAACAGGGAGAUGUCGGUUUGGCCAUGGGGAAGCUGUACGGCAAUGACUUCAGUCAGACCACAAUCUCCCGCUUUGAAGCCCUAAACCUGAGCUUUAAGAACAUGUGCAAGCUGAAGCCACUGCUGGAAAAGUGGCUCAAUGAUGCAGGUAAGCUCUCAUGAUGAAAUGAGACCUUGAAUUUCAAUAAAGUUUCUCUUGGUGUUUUAUUUCAUACAAAAGUACAGUGACACAAAGCGCAUAUAGAAAAUAAAAAAGUCAUAUUUGCAAGUACGGUGGAAACCUUUAAGUGGUUUAUAUGAAACCACAACCAAAAGAGAAAUAAGAGAGAGAACACAAAACUACCAAAACAACCUACACAUCAGGCUACCAUCGAUUUCAUCACAUAACAUCAUCUAGUAUCUGAAUAACACAACCUUCAACAUGAUUUUGAAGAGUUUAUAAAACAUUCAACAUGAAUUCUUUUUCUUCUUUUUUGUUCCUCCUUCAUCAGAGACCAUGUCCAUAGACAGCACCCUGCCCAGCCCCAGCUCCUUGUCCUCUCCCUCUCUAGGCUUUGACGGGAUUCCUGGUCGCCGCAGGAAGAAAAGAACCAGCAUCGAGACGAAUGUACGUGUGGCCCUGGAACGCGCAUUCAUGACGGUACGAGGGAAAACCUUGAUGGAAAAACCUUGAUUUUUACUUGUACAGCUAAUCUUUUAUUAUUUACUGACAACUGAAUUGUAAAUGCUGCUCCAUCUCUGUGUUUUUCCUGCAGAACCAGAAGCCUACCUCAGAGGAAAUCCUGCUGAUCGCAGAGCAGCUCAACAUGGAGAAGGAGGUGAUCCGGGUCUGGUUCUGCAACCGCCGGCAGAAAGAGAAACGCAUCAAUCCCUCUAGUGCCACCCCUCCCCUGCCCAGCCAGGCUCCCACUGCCCCACCGACGCACAAACCGCCCUGCUACAGCCCUCACAUGGUAAAUAUCCGAACUUUAUCCACAGCUCUGUUGAUGUCAAAUUGUUGUUGAGCGGCCUGAACUGAAGGAACCCUGAUUAAGUCUCUGUCUUCACGCCAGAUGUCCAGCCAGCUGUCACAAGCCGUGACCAGUCUCAGCAGCACAACGGUGACCACCAUGUCCCCCGUCUGCCCCCUGACCUCCAGCCUCACCUCAACCCACCCUUCCCUCAGCUCCGUUCCCUCUCCAGUGACUCCUCCUCCCCGCAGCACAGCGAGCCCAGCCACUCCCAGCCACAGCACACUCAGCCUGAACACGGGGUGAGAGACCACAACAUUUUACAACACAUAACCUGGGAAUCCCAAAUCCUGCGAUUCACAGCUGGUGUGGUCAGGUCAAAACUUGCUUCACCCAGUUAUCUAAAGAAUAAUAUUUUAGUAUAAAAUUUUUAAAUUGGAGUUGGCCAGUGUUAAAGAUAUUGUCUGUUUUUACACAAGUACACAUGGGCUAUGUUCACACUGCAGGUCAAUUCAGAUUUUUUAACCAUAUGUGACACAUAUCAGAUUUUUUCAUGCAAGUGUGAACAGACAAACUUCACCAUUGUUCGACAACACAAACAGGCGCGGACAGCAAUCUGUGCUUUGUGCGCAUGUGGGUCACUUCACAGACGCAUUCCAUUCACAUUAGAUGCUGCACUCAUUGUUGUAAUUUGAACAAAUGCACAAAAAGAUCGGAUUUAACAAAAAUUCCGAAUUGUGCAUCAUAACCUGCAGUGUAAACGUAGCCAUAGUAACCUCACAACAGUUCUGCAACAAAGACCUGGUGUUGUAUUUACACACUGACCUCCACAGUUACACAACAUUUAUCUUCCACUGUGUGAUUUUGAUUUGCAUUAUGGCAUUGCAAAGUCAUGAGAGGCACAGCAUGGUAACACUCGGUGGAACUUCCACACACACACACAUACACACACACACACACACACAGCAUUGUUCCACCCUGCUGGCUCCAGCAGUUCACACUGCCACCAUCUACUCCAGUUUCGUCUUUGUUACUACCUUUAUCAGCAGAUCAGAGACAGAGAGACUGUGUCAACCAUCGCAGACAAAAAGGAUUAUCAGGGUCAAAGAUAUUUUACCUUGAAAUAACAGUAUGUAAAAGUUUAAUGUCUAAAUUUGAUUCACUGAGAAUUGUACAUGCAAGCCCAUUUCUUUCUUGCAUUUAUCUCUGACCCAGUUUUUCGUCAUUAACACAACUUAUCUGCAAAUUUUCACAUGAACCAGCCAAGACAGAACUAUGAAAGUUUUCCAGGCAAGGCAGUCUGAAAAUAUUUCUCAUUAUCCAAACGUUUAAACAAUUAUUUCCCCUCUCUGUGACAGCAUGGUUGUCUGCCUGCAGUUGAGUUGGCUGAUCAAAAAAAAACACCACAGCUUCACUACACAGUGGAACAAUUCAUCCAAGCUUUGCUCUUGGUUUUCUACCUCAACUCCAUUAGUGUUGGGAUGAACUGAAUCCAGUUUGAGAUGUGGUUUAAAUUUGAAUUUCAAAUUCAUCUUUGUUUAGAAAAACAAAGUUAGUUAAAUAAAAUAUCCCCCCUGAAUCAUCAUUCUUAACCCAGAGGAUAUAUGUGGUGUGUUAUCUAUCUCACAGAGGCCAGGUGAUACUGCCGCCUCGGUCCUCUGAUGUGAACAGACGUGAACCUAACAUGUUUUUUAAUAGAUGCUUGAGGACUUAUCAAACAUAAGCAUUUGCCGGCCUGUGAGUGAGGGGAGUUAGCAGAAGUGGUUGUGACGGUGCAUGGGCAUAUAGCGGGGACAUGCAUCAGGCAGGAAGAGGCGCAACUUCAGCUGCUCGCCAAAUCCAGCACAUUAGAGAACAACUGCUGUGAAGCAAUCGGAAAAUAACUUCUCAUUCUUCAGCUGCGCCGCGUUGUUCACUAAACUCGAGCUCUCUUACUGUAUCACUUUCUCACUUUCAUUUGCUCAUGGUUGAAAAUAUGAAUGUGGAUUUUUUUUUUGUGCUUUGUAUCUCUGUUUGCUUCUUUAUACCUACUAUGUAACUGGGUGAACUGGCCCUUUAAGUGCUGAAGCUGUUUGUUUUUUUAACCUUUUUCUAUCUGUGUAAGCCGUCACAAGUGAUUGAAUUUAGGCAACACUUUUAAACAAAGAUAACAAAAACACACAAAUAGUACUAAGAAAACAACACAUUACUCUGCUCUGUUCACCUGCAGUUUGUAGUUAAACUCACACACACACUGUAACUGUUUUUACACUCACACACUGAUAUCUCGACAAGCUAAUCGGGGACACUGCUCUUCUUUUUGCGGCAGUGCUUUUUAACCCUGUGUGUGUCUGUAUGUGUGUGGUUCUUGUGUUCACAGCUUAUGGCGUAUGGGUAAAAAGAACGGUGACGUGUCUAACUACAUCACCGAUUUUGCUGCAAACUUGAGGUGAAUACAACCGAGACGCUCACAUACACACACACACUCACAGAGUACAUUACAGUCUUUGUCAAAGCAGAAUGAUACUGUCUGGUAUGAAAGUUUUUGUGUUUUAUAACAAAUGUUUGAUAUUCUCCAUGUUUUUCCACAUGUCUAACCUCUCGUUUUAACCAGUACAGCAAACUCUCAGCUAACUACCUCUCUGUUCAUGCACGGGGCUGGAUUUACCCUCUGCUCGUCCUUGCUGCUAAACCUGCUUUUUCUCUCUCACCUUUUCUCCUCUGCCUGUCUGUGUCUGCGUAUAUGCUCACACAUGUAUGUUGCUGUGUGUGUGUGUUUGUGUUUGUGUGUGACACAACAGGAACACUGUGAUGGGAGUUAACACAGGGAUGAACCAAGCCCUCCUCGGUAACAAUCCCCUGGCUACUAUCCAAGGUGUGUGUGUGUGUGUGAAAGAAAGAGACACGCUGAAAUGGGUUUAUUUCUGCAGAGGGUAAAAAGAGACACAACAUUUGGCAUCAGCAUCACAGAUAAGCAGAGUAUAAUUCUGGAGGUCAUAGCAGAGGUGAAGGGUGGCGUCGCGAUUUAAGUUUUCGGGAAAUAAAACAGCUUAUUCAGGUCACAAAACAAACAUUUUCUCUUUUAAAUUAGAGAUUUCUAUCAACCCUACUGUCCUCGAAAUUCCUAGCAAUACACUGUACACGACACUUACCUCUCAUACACACCCUGACGCUUUCACACAACACAGAAAUAGCGCCAAAAUCCUGCAGAAAUGACCAACACACAGUCCCAAACACCGUCAGCAGAGCUAAUUCUUCAUCAUACUCUGAAACCUGAGGAUGAGGAGGCACAGAGAGAGACGCAUUAAAAAGAGAAGUGCGAUGAUGAGUAAUACAGUCAUGCAUGGUAGGUGAAUCAAAUUGCACUGGGAGACUGCAGGUUGGAGAUACGGGUGAUCAGGCAGUGGAGUGUUAUUGCUCAUCCACAGCGUGAAGCAGCUGAAAGACAAGAGGAAUGACUUAUUUCUCACAUGUCGCCACUGACAUUCAUUCAUCCAUCCCAUCAUGCAUGUGUAUGUGUGUGUGUGUGUGUGUGUGAUCAUGGCUACGUUAUGCGUGGGCUACAUUUUUGCAUGUGCGUGUGUGUCAUCUAACUCAUCUUGAGCCUUUCGUCUUUCUAUUUUGUCAUCAUUCAAGUUUUGUUAGUAAUACCAGCCAGUGUUUUAACCUUUUGGAGAUUUUUUUUCUAACACUUCAUUUUCAGAAGCUGUUAAUUUUGUGUAAAUAUAUGCAUGCCUAAUAUUCAUGACGCAGAAAUAAUCAACUUCAAAUGUCGUUUUCUGCCUCAGAAUCAGAAUCAGUCGCCUUUUGUUGUCACCAUUUCACACUAUUAUUGAAGCUCAACACUCAACACUGAGAGACGAAUCUCUCAGGAGGCAAAAAUGUCAGUUUCCUCAGCAGAAGUAGCCUGCUCAGUGCUCUUUAUCCGCUGAAAAAGAAAACUCGAAUGGAACAUUUUUUAGCUGUUACUAUGCAGUCAAAAAUAUAAAGUGCACAAAGGCCAUUCACAGCCAAUCAACCUUGUUUCCAUAACAACAGACCACUCUUGCUCGCUUACCUGUUGCACUGCUGUAUCUAAACAAGAGCGUGUUACGUCAGCUAAACGGUUAAAUGCAAUCACCCUAAUCACCUGGGAAUCACUUCACUUUGAGGUCAAUAAAUUCUUCAUAUUUUUUCCCUGUGGUGAUCGAAAAAACACACAAAAAAGAUGUUGUAGCCCUUUAAUAUCUGACACCACAAAUUAUGGCCAUAAAAUUCAGAUUUUUUUGGAGCUGAAAUUUUUAUUUCACUUACUACUGAAAACCCCAAAAAUCUAAAUGUCCUUAAAAUUUAACAAAUAUAUUUAUUUAUCUCGUUUGAUGCAUUAGAUGUUUUUGGAAACUGAUAAACCACAAGAGGACAUUUUUAUCAUUUAUCAGACUGUAUUCAUGUGUAUUUUAAAUAAAUAGUUGAUCGUAUUGAUUUAUUUUUUUAUUUUUUUAUUUCCUUUUUAUUUUUUAAAGAGGGACAGUGUGCACUAAUGAACAUUUUAAAAAGAUAAAAUGUAAAUGGACCCAAUUGUAGCCACAAGGCUAGUUUCCAUUGGUAGUCCCCCUGCCAGAAGGAACAUGGCUACCUAUAAAGGUGGGAAUUUGAUAGAAGUCUUUAAAAGUAUGUCCUAAAUAUGAUACAAAAGGUAUAAAAGGAUUAAGGUUGUGCUGGUUAAAAGUGGUACAUAAACACACCAGGACAGGUAUUUGGACUGUAAUUUGUAAGAGGAGGGGGCCGCGGCAAAAGGCUAGCGGUGCUAGCUCUGCUGUUGUUUGCCACGCUCUAAGAAUAGUUUUGACCUUGUUUCCUACAGACAGUGAUUUCAGAUAGCUGGGAUUAAUAUAAAAACAUAACAGAAAUAAACAAAAAUGGAAUAAAUGAAAAAAAAUUAUAGUAAAUCAGGUUUUAAUGAUAAAAUAUUAAAAACUCAUGAGCAGCGUGACAAAAAAUUGCACCAAUGGCUUUGCUUUUUUAACAUUUUUUAGAGGAAUAGGGAAGAUAAUUUCACGUGACACAUCUACUCAGAAGAAAAAACAGGUCAAACAAAACACAUACAUGUGUGACAGAUGUGUGUAAGGAUUCUGAAAUACCGUAAUACUUGUAAUACUGUAAUCGUGAAAUACUUAUUAAGUUUUCCUGUGUUUUCUUGUCUCCUCAGCCCUAGCAGCCAGUGGUGGCCAGCUGCCUCUUUCCAGUCUUGAGGGGGCCAGCAAAGUGAUGCUGGGGGCCUCAGGGGGCCAAACAGGCCUCCCCUCCUCCCUCUUCCUCAACCACCCAGCCCUCCUCCACAUGGGUCAGAACCCCGGUGCUGGACUCCUCAGCGCCGCUGUAGCCAAAGCCUCUCAGCCCUCCCCUUUCCCGUCCGCCAGCAGCAUCAGCCCCACCCCCUGCUCCCCGUCUCCCUGUUCAAGCCCCGCCUCUUCCUGCUCCUCCAGCGAAAUGGCACAUAGCCCGCCCUCUCUGGGCGGAGCCAAGAUUGAGUGA